AUGAGAUUGCUGUCAGGGAGAAAUCGCGUGUGUGGCGCCAUUGCUGGCUCGCUUUUCUGCGCCAGCGCCGUAGCUCAGAAUUGUGUUAAUGAGACAAUCACCGCAGCCAUUCCUACAGAUGCGUCCAUUGCACUUCAGUCAUACAGCUAUUGUGGUGGAAAUCUCAGCGUGGUUGCCUACGUCAAGAAUGUAGAUUAUGACAAGAUUGUGACGCUUUAUUGGACCAAUGCCGAUGGAGUAUCAACGCCCCUGAAUGCAUUUACUCUUGGCUUCCAAUCUCAAGCCAACCCAGACUGGAGUUGGGAGCUGUGGGGUGCAUCAGGCAGUCUUUACCCUGACGGCAUAACCAGCUUUGUCAACAUCACCUACCAGGCGCUUGAUGUUGGACAGACAUAUGUUCAACAGCUGGGCCAAAAGGUAAUCGCUACUGGCGCUGCCAUUCCCAACAGCCCUCAGCCUCCAGUGUACACGGCAUACGCGACGCCAAAGUUCUUCUCAGAUGAUAUCACACAGUGGAUUGCCGCAAACAACAACAGCGAAGCUGGCAUCAGUAAGACACGCAUGUUCAACAACAUUGACAUUCCCGGCGCCGCUCCCGGAACCGUCAUUGCCGCGCAGAGCUACACUGCCCCCGACUAUGCUUACCACUGGGUCCGGGACGCCUCGUUGACCAUGGAUGUCGUCAAUACCAUGUACUCUCUCACGACCAACAAGGCACGGAAGCAAUUCUACCAGAACCUUCUCUUCCAGUACGCUGCCGCUGGCGCUCAAGAGCAAAACGAUCCCGGUCUGCAGACCGGUCUUGGCGAGCCCAAGUUCAACCUGGACAAUUCCAUCUUCACAGGCCCCUGGGGACGGCCUCAAAACGACGGACCCGCCACUAGAGCCAUUACUCUGAUGGAGUUUUCCUAUGCGUACCUUGCCUCUGGAGGGUCCAAGCAAACGGUUCGCGAAAAGCUAUACGACUCGAACAACUACCCCAAGGUUGCACCCAUGAUCCGUGACUUGCAAUUUGUCGCGACCAACUGGUCUUCCCCGUCCUUUGACCUCUGGGAAGAAGAGCCGUCCGACCACUUUUACACGCGCAUGGUCCAGCGACGUGCCCUAGUCAUGGGAUCCCAAUUCGCAAGCUUCAUGGGCGACAGCGCUCUCAGCAAGACCUUGUCGGAUGCCGCUGCCGCCUUGUCCGCAACUCUUUCCCAGUUUUGGGACCCCCUCCGCCAGUUGAUCCUGUACGAGUACGGGCCCGUCAUGCGCGGAAAGUCUUCGUACAAGGACAUUGCCGUCGUCCUGGGUGUCCUGCACGGCUACGCCGGCGAUGGCGUGUACUCAUACACCAAUGACCAAGUCUUGGUGUCUGCCUACCAGAUUGCCACCUCUUUCCUGGACGUCUUUCCGAUAGCCACUUCUGCCACCAAGGAUGCUAAUGGCAACCCCUUGGGUAUUGCUGUCGGUCGCUACCCCGAAGACGUCUACGACGGCGUCUCCACCAGCCUCGGCAACCCCUGGUAUCUCGCCACCAGCGCCAUGGCCGAGCUGCUAUACCGCGCCUCCAUUGAAUUCGCCACGUCCACCUCCAUCACCGUUACCACCACGUCCCUGCCUUUCUGGAAAUACUUUGCCGCAGACGUCAACGUCUCCACGACCACUUACCAUAUCUGGGACCCGCAAUUCUACGAGCUCCUCGCCGCCCUCCAGGGCUGGGGCGACGCCUUUUUGCGCCGCGUCAAAUAUCAUACCCCCUCCAACGGCCACCUCACCGAGGAAUUCAACCGCGUGACUGGCCAGCCCCAGGGCGCAGCGGACCUUACGUGGAGCUAUGCCGCGCUCCUGACGGCCUCGUUUGCGCGUGAGACCGCCAGAGCGAAUCUGUUGUAUCCUACCGAGAUUGCGAAUCUGUAG
This is a messenger RNA of Xylona heveae TC161, 1902 nucleotides long. Its product is annotated as glycoside hydrolase family 15 protein. Bases 1 to 1902 code for a protein of 633 amino acids. Gene Ontology annotation, cellular component: fungal-type vacuole. Gene Ontology annotation, biological process: polysaccharide metabolic process. The record is from RefSeq and is a predicted model, not a curated record. Gene Ontology annotation, molecular function: glucan 1,4-alpha-glucosidase activity. The transcript is spliced from 3 exons. Lineage: Eukaryota; Fungi; Ascomycota; Xylonomycetes; Xylonales; Xylonaceae.